Penicillium angulare is the source of this 480-nucleotide messenger RNA. It is a transcript of the gene skpA, whose product is annotated as SCF ubiquitin ligase subunit skpA. The coding region runs from base 1 to 480 and encodes 159 amino acids. The transcript is spliced from 5 exons. Lineage: Eukaryota; Fungi; Ascomycota; Eurotiomycetes; Eurotiales; Aspergillaceae. The record is from RefSeq and is a predicted model, not a curated record. Gene Ontology annotation, cellular component: cytoplasm; nucleus. Gene Ontology annotation, molecular function: cullin family protein binding. Gene Ontology annotation, biological process: SCF-dependent proteasomal ubiquitin-dependent protein catabolic process; mitotic cell cycle.
AUGUCCAACAUCACCCUUACCAGCUCCGAUGGCGUCGACGUUACUGUCGAACGCACUGUCGCUGAACGCUCCGUCUUGAUCAAGAACAUGCUCGAGGAUCUUGGUGACUCUGGCGAGGCUAUCCCCAUCCCUAACGUCAACGAGGCCGUCCUCAAGAAGGUCAUCGAGUGGUGCGACCACCACAAGAACGACCCCCCCAGCGCUAACGAUGAUGACGACAACCGUCGCAAGACUACCGACAUCGAUGAGUGGGACCAGAAGUUCAUGCAGGUUGACCAGGAGAUGCUGUUCGAGGUUAUUCUGGCUGCCAACUACCUCGACAUCAAGGCUCUGCUCGAUGUCGGCUGCAAGACUGUCGCCAACAUGAUCAAGGGCAAGUCCCCCGAGGAGAUCCGCAAGACCUUCAACAUCCAGAACGACUUCACUCCUGAGGAGGAAGACCAGAUCCGCCGCGAGAACGAGUGGGCUGAGGACCGCUAA